Molecule: messenger RNA, 1777 nt
Organism: Dendrobium catenatum
Lineage: Eukaryota; Viridiplantae; Streptophyta; Magnoliopsida; Asparagales; Orchidaceae
Product: AP2-like ethylene-responsive transcription factor At2g41710
Exons: 8
Coding region: 320-1501 (393 amino acids)
Biological process (GO): regulation of DNA-templated transcription
Molecular function (GO): DNA-binding transcription factor activity; DNA binding
Source: RefSeq, a predicted model, not a curated record
AGCUUUGGAUUCGCUUUUUGCAAACUGCACCCGGUCCCACACCCAAGCUUUCACCACACACGCACGGCAGCCAUGCGGGCACCUUUUCUUCGUUUGAAUUCGAGAGGAGGGCUCCCCCUCUACCACCAUCCAGUGCGUUUGAACUGCGGCCGAGCGCUUCUCUUCUCCCACUCCGACGAACCUGCUAUAUAAUAGAGAUGACCUCCUCGAAGUUCUUCCCUUAUUUUGCCGACUCAUUUCUCUGCCUCUUAAGUGCAUUUCUGUAGUUCGAGGGAAGCUUGUUUUUUGUCCCCCUCGUUCGCUAUUGUUCUUUCAGUCCAUGGCGACGGCGUCAGCGUCAUCGUCGGAGGCCAUCGGGGCAGCCAAGGCGGAAGCUUCCGGGGGAGAAUGGCCGACGAUUGAUGAGCCGCAGCCGGGUGUUGUGUUGAAGAAGGCCAGAAAGGAGAGGGUUUGUACCGCCAAGGAGAGGAUCAGCAGGAUGCCGCCCUGCGCCGCCGGCAAGAGGAGCUCCAUAUACCGGGGUGUCACCAGGCAUAGAUGGACGGGAAGAUAUGAGGCUCACCUUUGGGAUAAAAGUACUUGGAAUCAAAAUCAAAAUAAAAAAGGAAAACAAGUCUAUUUAGGUGCAUACGAUGAUGAGGAGGCUGCUGCUAGAGCUUAUGAUCUUGCUGCAUUGAAAUAUUGGGGCGCUGGAACUCUUAUUAAUUUUCCUGUUAGUGAUUAUGCAAGGGAUUUGGAGGAGAUGCAGAUGGUUUCAAAAGAAGAUUACCUUGUAUCUCUUAGAAGAAAAAGCAGUGCUUUCUCGAGAGGGUUCACUAAAUUUCGUGGAAUCCAAAGACAACCUCAAAGCACCAGAUGGGAGGCACCUUUUGGCCAAAUGCUUGGAAACGAAUACUACAACUGCAGUACAAGUAGGGAUCCGACCACAGAAGGCAAGUAUGCUGGUGGUUUUGGCAUGGAAAGAAAAAUAGAUCUAACAAGCCAUAUACGGUGGUGGGCUCCAAAAAAAUCACGCCAGCCUGAGUCAGUCUCCAGCCAUGAAGAUGUGAGCAGAGAACUACGAGCUGUGGAGAGCUCUGUUCAAGCAACUGAGCCAUAUAAGCUUCCUCUUCUUGGCCUCCCACAAAAAGAGAAGUCUCAAGUCAGAGGAACAUCUGCCUGCAGCAUAUUAUCCAGAUCUGCAGCCUUCAAGAAUUUCAUGGAAAAAGCUUCACAAAUUCAGGAAAGUACUACCAGUAAAGAACCAGAUCAGGGGAAGUCAAUUCCACAUUUUUUUGCUAGCAGUGAACUUGAUAGUUCUGGUAUUUCAAUGGGAUUUGGUGAACUGCCAAUACAGAGAUCACAGUACUCUCUGUCUCCUCUCCUCACAGCUCCACUUAGGACAUCUUGGAAUCCUGUAGAUCCAAUUCCAGAUCCUGUUUUUUGGACCAGUCUUGUUCCACCAACUGGGCAGUCUCUCACAACAGCAGUUUCAUCCUUACCAACAAAUCCUGCUCUUUAGAUAUCUUUUGUGCUCUUAAUUACUUGUUUUCUUCUUAUAGUUCUGGUUGAAGCAUAUAAGAGCAAGGUGGGAUUGGGUUAUCAUAUAUUGUGAGAAGAUCCAACCCUAUUAGGUUUAAGUGUCUUUUGUAUUUUGUAAUUUGUAAUUUGUCCAGAGAAUAUCUUGAAUCAUGAAUCAGAAGUGUUUUAGAACAUUAAUUUGUACCAGCUCUAAAAAUGUAUCUUGUAUUUAUAACAAUAAGGAAAUGCAGUAUCUUGGUGGUUUAAUUUGAGUUUA